AUGGAUGCCACGUCAACAGAUGCCAAUCAUAAGAUAGCAAGCUCCAGAAAGGCCAUGGUUGACUUGAAGGAAGAGGCCGAAGCGGAAGUUGCACACUGGCUAGAUGAGGUGUUCAAGCCAAUGUAUGUGAAGCUUCGGACAGCGGAAAAAGCCACAAGUCAGUGUGGCCAGUUCACCAAGCGGCAGCGCAUGACUGCGGAUAGGCGCAAUCAGGAGGAGCUGGAGAAGCUCGCCAGGACCCACAUGGACACCUAG
This is a messenger RNA of Symbiodinium natans, 255 nucleotides long. The record is from the annotation of a GenBank genome assembly. NCBI's taxonomy places the organism in Eukaryota, Dinophyceae, Suessiales, Symbiodiniaceae.